Molecule: messenger RNA, 1278 nt
Organism: Benincasa hispida (wax gourd)
Lineage: Eukaryota; Viridiplantae; Streptophyta; Magnoliopsida; Cucurbitales; Cucurbitaceae
Product: golgin family A protein
Source: RefSeq, a predicted model, not a curated record
CCUUAAUUUGGGAAAGUAACCCAUUAGAUUAGGCUCCAAACUUGCAAUAAUAGCAACGAGCGACGGAUAGGAUCAGGUAAAAAUGGCCGGUUUGCUCGCAUGGGCAGCGGACGUCGUGGGCGGCGGCGGCGGCGGCGGUGCGAACCACGACGACGAACAGAUCACUUCGAUUCCCAUAAUAUUUACUCCAGAGCAGCAGAAUUACGUUCGAGAAUUGAAUCAGAAAGCAGCUUCUCUCAGUCGCUCGGUCCGCGAUCUGCGCCUUCGAUUGCCUCCUCCCGACAUCUCCCAACGGCUUCCCCACCUUCAUGCCCACUCCCUUGCGUCCACGGCCGAUCUUACUCUUCAAUUGAACGCCCAUUCUUCCACUCGCGAACAGGUCCAAUUGAGAGUGAUAUCACUACAGGAAGAAAAUGUUGCAUAUGGAAAGGCCAUAUCAAAUUGUGAAAACAAAAUACAGGAAAAGAGGCAGGAAGCAGAUUUGCUUAUGAGCAAGUUAGAGGAGUUGGAAGAAACCACCAAGAAUCUGGAAAUCGAGCUAGAAAAAGCACAAGCUGCUCUGGAAAAUGAUGAAUCCAUCAACUUUGGAGAAUUGACAUCCAAACCUUCUAAAGUUGAAGCAGAACAAGAUAUGGAAGUAUCAAAGUCUGCCUUGCUAGAAAAAUUAGAUAUCAAGAAACAAGAGCUGAGUUCAAUGGAAGAUACAGUUAAAGAGUUAGAGAAAAGGUGGGUAGAAAUUCAGGACAAAUCUCUAAAACAGCCUUCACCAGUUCAGAGAGAGAAAAUGUUGGACAAGCAACUCCAUAGUCUCAUCGAGCAGCUAGCUGUAAAACAGGCACAAGCUGAAGGUUUGGCAAGUGACAUUCAUUUGAAGGAGAUGGAGCUGGAAAAACUAAAUGCAUCAUUAAGGAGGCUUCAAAGUAGCAGCUCUGAGGCUAAAAUUGCUCGGAAUCGGUUUGGAAGAAGCAUGUCUGACAAGAAUUUUUCAGACCACUUAUCUGACUCACACCACAGACUUCCUUGUCGCACCGGUGGUCGGAGUGAGAAUCAACAGAGACUAAUGCUACUCCGAUCUGCUUUCGUGCUCUACAUUUUAGCUCUACACAUCGUGGUUUUCAUCAAAAUUUCAUUCUGAACAGCCAUAUUCAUCAGUAUUUUCUGUAUGUAGUAAAAUUGUUUAGAUAUAUAGAAACUUGAUAUCGAACGUACGCUAUUUUCGAAUAGAACACUAUACAGUGAAUCAAAUAUAUAAACAAAUCACCCUUUUGGAUUCUCCAA